AUGCGAUUCCAGUACAACCAAGAAGAUGGCACGCAUACACAUCAUCUCAAACGCGCCAAGCGUGAAGAAAAAUUGCGGAAUAUGCUCAAGGACUUGUUGGGUGGAAAGGCAAAGCGGGAAGAGGAAGAGCGAAAGCAGGAAGAGGAUGAAAAUAAGGCACUCUCCCUUGUGACUUCCUGGAUCGAUCAAGUGCAUAUGGAGAAUGCAUCUGAAAUGGCCAAAGUCAAAGAUGGACCUCAAUCACAAAACUUGGUGGAGAAGUAUGGUCGCUGCCAUGAGGUCAUCGGUCGCGGUGCGUUCGGUAUUGUACGUGUCAGCCACAAGCAAGACGCAAGCGAUCCACACAAAGAAUCCCUCUACGCCGUCAAGGAAUUUCGCCGGAAGCCUAAUGAGAAUGACAAAAAGUACACAAAACGGCUCACCUCUGAGUUUUGCAUUUCAUCAAGCCUUCGGCACCCGAAUGUCAUUCACACCCUCGAUCUGUUACAAGAUGCCAAGGGCGACUACUGCGAAGUCAUGGAGUUUUGCGCAGGUGGUGAUCUCUAUUCACUUAUUCUGGCAGCAGGCAAGCUUGAUAUGCACGAAGCGGACUGUUACUUCAAGCAGCUCAUGCGUGGUGUCAGCUACCUUCAUGAAAUGGGUGUCGCUCACCGCGAUCUCAAGCCUGAAAACUUGCUCCUCACACCGUCCGGUAACUUGAAAAUCGCCGAUUUCGGUAAUGGUGAGUGUUUCCGCAUGGCAUGGGAGAAGGAAGCCCAUUUGACUGCGGGACUAUGUGGAUCAGCGCCGUACAUUGCACCGGAAGAGUACACAGAGCGUGAAUUCUCACCUGCAAGUGUCGAUGUUUGGGCAUGUGGUGUAAUUUACAUGGCAAUGCGAACUGGUCGGCACUUAUGGCGUGUUGCAAAGAAGGAUGAAGAUGAGUUUUUUUCGCGCUACCUCGAAGGUCGCAAGUUGGAAGGUGGCUAUGAGCCUAUUGAAGCGCUGGCUCGUGCACGCUGCAGGAAUGUCAUUUACUCCAUCUUGGAGCCUUCGCCACGACGACGUUUGACGGCACAGCAAGUGCUUGAUUCAGAGUGGGUGCGCGACAUUUACGUCUGCAAGUCUGGUGAUAUUGGGUUGACUUCAAGUGAUCAAGCGCGGCUCAAGGAACUCAACAAGGCGGCAUUGAAGCAGCUUGCCGUUAAAUGA
Protomyces lactucae-debilis is the source of this 1191-nucleotide messenger RNA. RefSeq names its product kinase-like domain-containing protein. Gene Ontology annotation, molecular function: ATP binding; protein serine/threonine kinase activity. Gene Ontology annotation, biological process: protein phosphorylation; intracellular monoatomic cation homeostasis; intracellular signal transduction. The transcript has a single exon. Lineage: Eukaryota; Fungi; Ascomycota; Taphrinomycetes; Taphrinales; Protomycetaceae. Bases 1 to 1191 code for a protein of 396 amino acids. The record is from RefSeq and is a predicted model, not a curated record.